Harpegnathos saltator (Jerdon's jumping ant) is the source of this 5476-nucleotide messenger RNA. Its product is annotated as zinc finger protein 62-like. Gene Ontology annotation, cellular component: nucleus. The transcript has 17 exons. Lineage: Eukaryota; Metazoa; Arthropoda; Insecta; Hymenoptera; Formicidae. Gene Ontology annotation, biological process: regulation of gene expression. The record is from RefSeq and is a predicted model, not a curated record. The coding region runs from base 961 to 4566 and encodes 1201 amino acids.
GAGCCCAAAAAUGUGAUUAAGGCUUUGAUAGAAAGAAAGAGUUGAAACAUCAUCUCUGAGAGGACCAUAGAAGGACUGACUGCAGCGACAGCAAUUAUACAUUUAACAAAAAACAGGACUUGCAAUAUCACAUUGCACGAAAGCACGUGUACAAUUACCACUACGUAUUUAUUAAUAAAAGCUGUUACAAGAAAUUCAAACUUGAAUAGGAACAGAAGAAAAACGUAAAAUAUAAUCAUUCGAAUGACUCUUAAUAAUGACGAAAAUAUAAUCAUGCUAACUCUAGUUUUUUAUAAAAGAUACACGGAUGUGCAGAAAAAUUCAAAAAUAGCCUGUACCAUCUGUGGUAAUAUCAUACACAGGUAAAGUUUAUUUAAUCGUUUACUGAUGUAUGUUGACAGGACAAUUACUUGUUCUGUUUGCAAUAAGAUAUUUAGUACGAAGGGCAGAAUGCGGAAUUCAUUCGUUGUAUCACGGGCCAACGAUCCUACUUCUGCAAGCUUUACGGCAUGGCAUUUGUCCAUUCGCAGUUUUUAUGCAGUUAUAUAGAAAGAGGAAGGAAAAAUGUUCGGAGUAACUUCCGAUCGAAUAAUAUGCUACUACAGCUGGAGGCUCAGCUCCUGCAGGCGCGGCACCAACACCAGAUCAAAUAUCGGUAAUCAGUUCUUUAACAUCGGUUCCUUCCACAACUUUGGCAACAGCCCUGGCCAGUAAGAUUCAACAUUAACAUUCGCAGCUUUCAAAAUAGUUUGUAUUUCUUCUCCCGUGCGUGAUGUGUGUACACAUGAAUGUGUGCACAUACAUGUUCAUAAUUUUCUGUGUAGACUACAAAAACGAGACAUAUGGAAGAAUUGAAGGAUGGCUAUAUGAGGAGAGAAUCGAUAGAAAGAAAACGGAACAACUUUGAAGAGCGAUCCGUGCGGCAAACGUUAAAAAAAGGGAGUAGCAUAAAAAGUGGAUAUGUCCUACGAAUGUAUUUCCUGCGGACAAAGGUUCAGUCAGAUGAAUUUCACAAAGCACCUCAUUGAGGACAAAGAAUGUUGGAUAAAAGUAUGGGACCAUGGCAACAAUAAAACCAACGAUGAGAAAAAACUGGAAAGCCAUAUACGUAUUCAUUCACAAAAACAAGAAGAAAGUAAUAUUAUAGGCCCGGAACCAUUUUUAAGCAGUAACACGUAUGGCAAACAUUCCAGCACAAGCAGCGGCAUUCAAGAGCGCAAAAAUAUACUUUACGAAUAUGACGAUUACAACCAAAAGUUUUGUACAGAGAAUGAGUUGACGAAUCACUUAACGCAGAAACACAAAGGUGUAAUGCACCAAUGCGAUCAUUGCAACUACGAAUUCAACGAUGAGAAACAUCUGAUGAGCCACAUACGAUGUGUUCAUCCAAACAUCCAGGAGGUAACUAAUAGUGCGAAGCCGGGGCCUUCUUGGGAGGAUGAUCAGUGCGGCAAACAUUCUAACAGAAAUAGUUGCAUUGAAAACAAUAGGCCUUACGAAUGUGAUGUGUGUGACCAAAGGUUUCAUAAAAGAUAUGGAUUAAUAUAUCACUACAAGAAUGCCCACCGACGUUUAAUGUACCAAUGUGAACAUUGCAUAUACGGAACUAACGAUGAAGAAGAUAUGAAGAGCCACAUACGUGAUCAUUCUAACAACCAAGAAGAAAGCAUUAUUAUAGACCCGGAACCGUCUUUGGAGAAUGACCCGGGCGUCAAACAUUCCAGGGAAAACAGCUGCAUUGAAAACAUGCUUCACGAAUAUGAUGUUUGCAACCAAAAGUUCCGCCAAAUUAAUGAGGAGCAUCUGAAGAGCCAGGUACAAUGUGUUCAUCCUAACAUCCAGGAAGAAAAUAAUAGUGCAGAGCCGGGACCGUCUUGGGAGAGUGUCCCGGGCGUCAAACAUUCUAAGACAAACAGCUGCAUUGAAAACAUGCUUCACGAAUAUGAUGUUUGCAACCAAAUGUUCCGUGAAAUUAAUGAGGAGCAUCUGAAGAGCCAGGUACAAUGUGUUCAUCUUAACAUCCAGGAAGAAAAUAAUAGUGCAGAGCCGGGACCGUCUUGGGAGAGUGUCCCGGGCGUCAAACAUUCUAAGACAAACAGCUGCAUUGAAAACAUGCUUCACGAAUAUGAUGUUUGCAACCAAAAGUUCCGUGAAAUUAAUGAGGAGCAUCUGAAGAGCCAGGUACAAUGUGUUCAUCCUAACAUCCAGGAAGAAAAUAAUAGUGCAGAGCCGGGACCGUCUUGGGAGAGUGUCCCGGGCGUCAAACAUUCUAAGACAAGCAGCUGCAUUGAAAACAUGCUUCACGAAUAUGAUGUUUGCAACCAAAAGUUCCGUGAAAUUAAUGAGGAGCAUCUGAAGAGCCAGGUACAAUGUGUUCAUCCUAACAUCCAGGAAGAAAAUAAUAGUGCAGAGCCGGGACCGUCUUGGGAGAGUGUCCCGGGCGUCAAACAUUCUAAGACAAACAGCUGCAUUGAAAACAUGCUUCACGAAUAUGAUGUUUGCAACCAAAAGUUCCGUGAAAUUAAUGAGGAGCAUCUGAAGAGCCAGGUACAAUGUGUUCAUCCUAACAUCCAGGAAGAAAAUAAUAGUGCAGAGCCGGGACCGUCUUGGGAGAGUGUCCCGGGCGUCAAACAUUCUAAGACAAACAGCUGCAUUGAAAACAUGCUUCACGAAUAUGAUGUGUGCAACCAAAAGUUCCGUGAAAUUAAUGAGGAGCAUCUGAAGAGCCAGGUACAAUGUGUUCAUCCUAACAUCCAGGAAGAAAAUAAUAGUGCAGAGCCGGGACCGUCUUGGGAGAGUGUCCCGGGCGUCAAACAUUCUAAGACAAACAGCUGCAUUGAAAACAUGCUUCACGAAUAUGAUGUUUGCAACCAAAUGUUCCGUGAAAUUAAUGAGGAGCAUCUGAAGAGCCAGGUACAAUGUGUUCAUCUUAACAUCCAGGAAGAAAAUAAUAGUGCAGAGCCGGGACCGUCUUGGGAGAGUGUCCCGGGCGUCAAACAUUCUAAGACAAACAGCUGCAUUGAAAACAUGCUUCACGAAUAUGAUGUUUGCAACCAAAAGUUCCGUGAAAUUAAUGAGGAGCAUCUGAAGAGCCAGGUACAAUGUGUUCAUCCUAACAUCCAGGAAGAAAAUAAUAGUGCAGAGCCGGGACCGUCUUGGGAGAGUGUCCCGGGCGUCAAACAUUCUAAGACAAACAGCUGCAUUGAAAACAUGCUUCACGAAUAUGAUGUUUGCAACCAAAAGUUCCGUGAAAUUAAUGAGGAGCAUCUGAAGAGCCAGGUACAAUGUGUUCAUCCUAACAUCCAGGAAGAAAAUAAUAGUGCAGAGCCGGGACCGUCUUGGGAGAGUGUCCCGGGCGUCAAACAUUCUAAGACAAACAGCUGCAUUGAAAACAUGCUUCACGAAUAUGAUGUGUGCAACCAAAAGUUCCGUGAAAUUAAUGAGGAGCAUGUGGAGAGCCAGUUACAAUGUGUUCAUCCAAACAUCCAGGAAGAAGAUAAUAGUGCGGAGCCGGGACCGUCUUGGGAGAGUGAUACGUAUGGCAAACAUUCCAGCAGAAACAGCUGCAGUGAAAACAAUAUGCCUUACGAAUGUACUGUUUGCAACCAGAGGUUUUAUAGAACGUUAACUUUGACAAAUCACUACAAGAAUGUCCACCAACGUUUAAUGCCCCAUUGUGAACAUCGCGCCUACGAAACCAAUGAUAAAAAUCUGAAGGACCACGUACGACGCGUUUAUCCUAAUGUCCAGAAGGAAAGUAAUAGUUCAGAGCCGGGACCGUCUCGCGAGAGUGAGCCCUGCGCCAAAUAUACCAGCAUAAAUAAUAACAAAAAAAAGUACAAAUUAGAUUGGAAAUGUCAAGUUUGUAAUCAAGAGCACUCUGGCAACCAAAAGUUGAUGCAUCACCUAGCAGAAGUCCAUGGAAUUCAGGCAAAAUUCAAUUGUAGCCAAUGCAACUACAAAACCCACUUCUACUAUAUUUAUCAUCGUCAUUGGAAAGCAAUGCAUGAAGACAAUUACGACUACCCGUGUACUGAACCCGGCUGUGAACGGGCGUACAAGACACGAACAGGUCUGCAGAAACACAUGCGUGAUAAGCAUUCUAACGAACAAGAGAAAAGCAAUAUUGUGGACCUGAAACUGUCUUCAGAGAGUCAUCCGUGCGGCAAACAUUCCACCAGAAAGAGCAGUGUUGAAAAGUACGCAAAAAAACCUGUACUAUGCCCAGUCUGCAACCGAAGGUUUCGUUUUCAGAAAGAGCUGAUAGAUCACUUAAUAAAAGACCACGGCCGUCGAACGAUAUUCAACUGCAUCCAUUGCAGCUAUGCAACUAAUAACAGGCAAAGCUAUAAAAAGCAUAAUAAACGAAUGCACGAGGACAAUUACGACUACGUGUGUAGUGUGCCCAACUGUAACUGGGAGGGCAAAGUUCAAUGUGAUCUAACACAACACAUGCAACGUGUUCAUCAUAAUAAUCAAAAGAAAAGCGGAAGUACGAACGCGGAGCCGUCCUUCGAGAAUGACUCAAGAAUCAAACAAUCCAGAAUAAGGAAUAAACAGCAAUAAAGAGCCCAAAAAUGUGAUUAAGGUUUCGAUAGAAAGAAAGAGUUGAAACAUCAUCUCUGAGAGGACCAUAGAAGGACUGACUGCAGCGACUGCAAUUACACAUCUAACAAAAAACAGGACUUGCAAUAUCACAUUGGACGAAAGCACGUGUACAAUUACCACUACGUAUUUAUUAAUAAAAGCUGUUACAAGAAAUUCAAACUUGAAUAGGAACAGAAGAAAAACGUAAAAUAUAAUCAUUCGAAUGACUCUUAAUAAUGACGAAAAUAUAAUCAUGCUAACUCUAGUUUUUUAUAAAAGAUACACGGAUGUGCAGAAAAAUUCAAAAAUAGCCUGUACCAUCUGUGGUAAUAUCAUACACAGGUAAAGUUUAUUUAAUCGUUUACUGAUGUAUGUUGACAGGACAAUUACUUGUUCUGUUUACAAUAAGAUAUUUAGUACGAAGGGCAGAAUGCGGAAUUCAUUCGUUGUAUCACGGGCCAACGAUCCUACUUCUGCAAGCUUUACGGCAUGGCAUUUGUCCAUUCGCAGUUUUUACGCAGUUAUAUGGAAAGAGGGAGAAAAAUGUUCGGAAUAACUUCCGAUCGAAUAAUGUCAGUAGAUAUUGAAGCAUUAUUGCAAAACUUCUAGAUGGACAAGCGAUAAACAGGCUGUCGAAUUAAGCGUAUAAAAAGCAUAAAAAACAGUGGUGAAACAGUUUAUGCUUCAGCUUCCACACACUCGCUCAAACUUACAUCUUGAAACGCACAUAUGAGCUCAUGCGUGCACACGCACAUAAGAUAUCCGCAUUUAGAAAAUAUUCGAGAGGGAAUUUCUUUGUAGAAUUAUAUUUUUGCCCUUUUUGAAUUGUGGUUUUGUUCCUGGACAUAUAUUCGCAAUAGUUCUAUAUUUUCUAUACUUUCUUAUACAC